Molecule: messenger RNA, 798 nt
Organism: Seriola dumerili (greater amberjack)
Lineage: Eukaryota; Metazoa; Chordata; Actinopteri; Carangiformes; Carangidae
Product: complement C3-like
Exons: 8
Source: RefSeq, a predicted model, not a curated record
UUGUGUAGUCUCGGGCUUUGGAAAGUGGUGGCCAGGUUUCACAGCAACCCACAGCAAAGCUACUCUGCAGAAUUUGAGGUCAAAGAAUACGUGCUGCCCAGUUUUGAGGUGAAAGUGAUACCUACGAGCUCCUUCUUCUACGUGGACAGUCCACAGCUCACCAUGGACAUUAAAGCUACGUAUCUGUUUGGUGAAGAGGUGGAUGGGACAGCCUUCGUGGUAUUUGGUGUUGUGCAUGAGGGUCAAAAGAAGAGUUUUCCCGACUCCAUUCAGAAAGUGCAGAUCCAGGACGGUGAAGGAGUGAUCGUACUGAAGAGGGAGCACAUCACACAGACCUUUGACAUCAACGUCCUGGUGGGGAGUUCCAUUUUUGUAUCUGUCAGUGUGCUGACGGAGAACGGUGGUGAAAUGGUGGAGGCAGAGUUGAGAGGUAUCCAGAUUGUCACAUCACCUUAUACUAUCCACUUCAGGAGAACGCCCAAAUAUUUCAAACCAGGAAUGUCCUUCGAUGUUGCGGUUGAAGUUAUGAAUCCAGAUGAAACUCCAGCAAAAGGUAUUGCGGUGGUGCUGGAGCCAGGCGCUGUGAAGGGUUUCACUGCAGCCAACGGCAUGGCAAAGGUUACCAUCAAUACAGUGGCAGGACUCUCAAGUCUGCUUAUCACUGCAAAGACCAAUGAUCCUGAUAUUUCACGUGAAAGACAAGCAUCAGCCACCAUGACAGCUCUCCCAUAUAAAACUAAGAGCAACAACUACAUCCACAUAGGUGUGGAUACAGCAGAGCUGGAAUUAGGAGACAAU